This is a messenger RNA of Striga hermonthica, 594 nucleotides long. NCBI's taxonomy places the organism in Eukaryota, Viridiplantae, Streptophyta, Magnoliopsida, Lamiales, Orobanchaceae. The record is from the annotation of a GenBank genome assembly.
AUGUCCGCCGCCCCUCCCCCUCCCCCGCCGCCUCUAGCCACCGCCGCCAGAUCCUCACCCACCUUAUCUAAGAACCUCAGUUCCAUCGGCCUCGGCUACGCAAUCGCAAUCGCCCUCGGCUUCCUCGUGCUCUUCUCCUCCGUCCUUCUCGCCUCCUACAUAUGCUGUCGCUCCGCAGCCUCGCGCCGCCGACGCCGCCGAAAUCCGGAUCCCGAUCGACCCGGGGAGAGCAGCGUGUACCUCCCGCGGAUAAUCUUCGUGGCAGAGGACGAUGAGGAAAACGGCGGCGGAGCCGCCGCCGUCGGCCUGGAUCCGGCUGUAAUCAACUCGUACCCGAAGUUCGUGUUCACGAGGAAGGGCGGCGCGUGCGACUCGGUGUGCUCGAUCUGCCUGUGCGAGUACAGGGAAGGGGAGAUGCUGAGGAUGCUUCCCGACUGCCGGCACAGUUUCCACGUGAUGUGCGUGGACGCGUGGCUGAAGCUCAACGCGUCGUGCCCGGUGUGCCGGAGCUCUCCACUGCCGACGCCGCUGUCGACGCCGCUGCAGGAGGUGGUCCCGCUGUCGCAGUACUCAGACGGGCGGAGGAGGCAGUGA